AUGAAGUCACUAUUGAAUGCAGUUUCGUAUUCCAAAUUGGGGGUUUCUAGAAAGCCUAUUAAACAGAGGACAAUGCUCUUGACUCUAGUGUUUAUUAUUGCUGUGUUUUCCAUUGGAACAAUACUAGUAACUUCUGGAUACGACGUAUUACCGGAAUGGACGAAUACUACUUCAACAACAGAGGAGUAUGAGCAAAAGUUGCUGGAACAACAAACGAAAUAUUCUGAUAAGAGGACUAUUAUUUUCCCCAAUAACUUUGAAUUAAAUGAUAGAAAAUUGGUCAAUUUUUAUAUCAAGGAUUUGGAAUUGGCUUUGGAUCCACAAGAUUUAAUUUACAGAAACAGGUUUACCUAUAAAAUCCCAAAUGGUAUUCCUUACAAACCUUAUGAUGUUGAAUUAUUUGAUUCAGGUACCGCUUCUUCAAAUCUAGAUCAAUGUCUGGAAUUAUCAUCAAACAUCAAAGUAGAGGCUAGUCCUGCUUAUAAUAAGAACUCCAAUUUGACUAAAAUUCUUCAAAGAUUCGUGGACGAAAAUAGUUUAUACUAUCAAGAAGUUAAAGUCUUCUUCCCAGAACUUCCUACUCAGUUAAAGGAAGGAACCAUAUCUGACCAUUGGUAUCAACUAAUAGGAAGUUCCGUCUGGUUGAAACAAUAUGGCAUUCAUUUAAUGAUUUCAAGAAUUGUAUAUACCGAUACGGAUCAAGGCUAUGGUGUUAUUUCAUUGAGCUAUCUACAGGUAUUUGAUAGAGAUUGGAACGAAUUGGAUCAUGUUGAGUUAAUGAUUCGAAAAGAAGAUGGUACAUACAAACCAGUUCAAUACCCUCAAUUUGCACCAAUUCCAUUAUACUAUAAUGCUAAAGUGAAAAUAGGUCAGUUUUAUGGAAUUGAAGAUCCAAGAAUUCAAGUUAUUAUAAACAAGAAUGGGGAUGAAGAACCAAUAAUCAUUUACAAUUCUCCACAUAGGAAAAUCAAAGAAACUGAGGCUCAAAAUGAUGGAAAAAGUGUUGUCAAAUAUGGUAAGUACAGAUCUAUCUUCUUGGGAUGGUUAUGGAGAACUCAGAAGGGAAAAAACAACCUUGAGGAGUUGCCUGACAAAAAGAUGCAUUCUAUGGAGUAUAUUAAAAUUAAAGAAAUGAUUAGGCCAAAUAAUGAACGCAGGGGAACAGAGAAAAACUGGGGAUUGUUUUUAGAUUAUGAAAUGAGAAAAGAAAAAGGAUUUGAUACUCAUUUAUAUUUUAUUUAUCAAUUUAAAGAUACUAAAAUAUUAAAAUGUUCAUUGUAUGAUGAAGAUAAUUGUGAAUGGGAAUAUGAAGUGAAUGACUAUAUGGGAUCUGGAUCUUUCCAUGGUGGUACUGAAUUAGUAAGUAUCAACAGAAUUUUAGAUGAACAUAAACUACCAGAAUUGGACGAUUUAAAAUUGAGAAUUCCUGAAGGACGUCAAAUUUGGAUUGGGUUUGCUAGAGCAGUAUUAAAAGAAUGUGGUUGUGGUACACAUUUAUAUCGUCCAAACUUGAUUGUAUUCAUGAAAGAUAAGAGGGAAUAUAAAUUCUCUUAUGUAUCUUCAUUUAAUGAUUUUGGAAUUGAAGUUUUAGAAUGGUGGAUUGGUCAAGGAUUAUGUACUGCGAAAAAUUUAAUCAUUCCAAAUGGUAUUUCUUCAUGGAAUAUUGAAAAGGAAAAAGAUGGAAGUCUCAUGGACUAUAUGACAUUCACAAUCACCAGGCGUGAUGCAACUGUUGAUCUUGUUCAUCUUAAAGGUAUUUUGCGGUCAUUAUUAUUUGAGAAUUCUAAUCCUAAAUUGUUAGCACAUGAACAAAAGGGUUUCAGAACAAACACUAAUCUUGACUGUGCUUUGAGGCGAUCCGAUGAGUAUUGUAAAGUUUAUGCCGCAGAAGUCGAAGCAAAAGAAACAUUUGAAAAUAAAAAUAAAGAAGGUGAAAACAAAAAGGAUGAUUAA
This is a messenger RNA of Candida tropicalis MYA-3404, 1953 nucleotides long. RefSeq names its product beta-mannosyltransferase. NCBI's taxonomy places the organism in Eukaryota, Fungi, Ascomycota, Pichiomycetes, Serinales, Debaryomycetaceae. The record is from RefSeq and is a predicted model, not a curated record. Bases 1 to 1953 code for a protein of 650 amino acids. The transcript has a single exon. Gene Ontology annotation, molecular function: mannosyltransferase activity.